Messenger RNA from Orbicella faveolata, 3934 nucleotides. RefSeq names its product BUB3-interacting and GLEBS motif-containing protein ZNF207-like. Gene Ontology annotation, cellular component: nucleus. Lineage: Eukaryota; Metazoa; Cnidaria; Anthozoa; Scleractinia; Merulinidae. The record is from RefSeq and is a predicted model, not a curated record.
UGACGGCCAUUGAAGUCCGAGAUAGAGCACGUUGUUCGUUUUGUUGGGGGUGAUUUUGUAGUUUUUUUUAGACCAGCUUUCCAGACUUCUUUUCGUGAAAUGGGCCGCAAAAAGAAGAAGGCGACAAAGCCCUGGUGUUGGUAUUGUAACCGUGACUUUGAUGAGGAGAAAAUAUUGAUCCAGCAUCAAAAGGCUAAGCACUUCAAGUGUCCAAUAUGCCACAAGAAGUUAUACACAGGCCCAGGGCUGGCCAUUCACUGUAUGCAAGUACACAAGGAAACCAUAAGCACCAUUCCAAACUCUGUGCCGAACAGGGGAGACCCAGAAAUAGAGAUCUAUGGCAUGGAAGGUAUUCCUGAAAAAGACAUGAAAGAACGUCAACAGAGGGGUAAUAAUACAGGCGAUGAUGAUGAACCAGAAAAGAAAAAGGUCAAGAGUGAGGGUCAGGCCCAAGCCACGGCGGUGACAGCAGCUAUUCCCGGUGCUGUACCUAUGGUGCAUAUGAUGCCUGUGCCAGGAAUGCCUGUUCCUCCAGGUUUCCCUCAAGUUCCAUUCCAACCAAUUCCAGGUGCACCACACAUGCCACCUAUGGGAUUUCCAGGUCAGAUUCCUGUUCCCAUGCAAAUGCCAGGCCCAGGCAUGCCAUACCCACAUCCUGGAAUGCCUCCAAGUACCAUGCCAUCAUCAAGCACAGCCACAACCACUGCUCAACUACAAAAAGGUCCUGUUAUAGGGCCUCAGGUACCCAACACCAAACCCCUCUUCCCUGCAGCACAGAAUGUAAAUGGCACUGCUAAAUCCAGUGCUUCAUCAGGCCCUGUGGGUGCAGACUUUAAACCACUACAAACAACUGCAACAGCCACUAGUUAUCAAAGCCCACCAGUCACUUCUACAGGUAAACCAGUUGUUCCACCUCCAACAUCAGCUCCUGUUGUUUCUAAGCCUGCCACCAUUGUUGCACCAGGAGCAACCAGCCGUUUGAUUCAUCCUGAUGAAGACAUCUCACUGGAAGAGCGACGAGCAUCACUUUCUAAAUAUGCUCCAAAGACACCUAGCAUGCCUUCAUCAAACCCACCCACCAUGGGAAGUGCUCCUCCUCUGCAGAUGCAGGCUCCUGGAAGCCAUCCCCCCAUGGGGCCCAUGCCCUUGAUGCCUAACAUGCAACAACCUCCAGUAGCUAUGUCAUCAGCACCCACAGGGCCAAUGCAAGGAGGGCCAAUACAGGGAGGACCAAUGCAGGGCGGACCAAUGCAUGGAGGACCUGGAGGUCCCAUUCCUGGUGGUCCAAUGCCUCCUGGAAUGCGACCUCCUGGAUUUCCACCCAAUAUGCCAGGACCACCACCACAUCAACAAGGGAUUCCUCCAGGGAUGCCUCCAAGACCACUUGGCAACUUUCAAGGGCCACCAUCGCUCAUGGGACCACUACCACAAGGCCCUGGUGGAGGGCCUCCUCGUGGACCCCCUCCAAGAGGGGGGAUGGGACUCCUUGGGCCACACCCAGGCGGUAGGCCACCUAUGAGAUUACCUAUGGGUGCACCUAGAAGGUUUUAGAGAGUUGUAAAAUUUAUUUGAUUAGUUGUUACAGAAAUGCCAGAUGAUUUUACCUUGUAAAGUAGUUUAUCCUUUUUGACUAGCUACAAGCAUGAAGAAGUUCUACCCUUUUGUUUGUCUUCUGUCAUGUAUGUACAUCUACAGUGUGCUAGUUUAAAGCUUUUGAAUUUCUUUAAGUUAUCAAAUAAGUCUUUUCAUAUUUAGACAUAAGUUCACAACAGGUAUUCACAUUGCUGUAUGUGCAUGUGCCAUGUUAACAUUUUGAGCUGACAUAAGGUGAGUCCAUUUUUGCCUUUAAGUCCUCAACUGAUCAACGUCUAGCCUUUCGUAACAUUGUUGACGUAAAUAAUUGUCUAGCUGGAAGGUGACAAGAAUAAACUAAAUCAUUAAGUAGGGCAUAUGGCAUUGGUAGACUGCCAUGUUUUGAGAACUGAAAUUGAUGAGGAAAGAUGUAUGGCCAUCCGUUACAGUGCAGGAGAGUCUUAAGUGCUUUCUCUCCUGGUCUUUCAUCUGGCAUUCCUGUUAAAUUCUUGAUAAAUAAGUUUUUAUUUCCUCAACUACUUAGAUUCCUUGUUAGAUGUUCUUUUGACUUGUCCUGUCUGUACGUCCUUCCCAGGAGGAAAGAGUCUUUGUGACAGGUCAAAUGAAUGUCUGUAUGAGAAGCUGUUUAACUUAAGGAACAGCAUGAUAAAAGGUAGUGUGUCAAACUAAGUCAAACGUUCAUUGUAGAUUUUCUUUGUGUAACUCUAUACUCUUUAGAAAAAGGUAGGUGUGAACUGAUUUAUUGAAAUUAUAGAAGAGUGACUGUGUAUAUCAAGUGCCAAAUUAUUACCAUAUUACAUGAUUUGGAUAUUUUCGCUAGUAUAUGUCACAUACAUACAGUAAUUUUUUAAACUAAGUGGUUCUUCUUGUGUGCCUUAGUUUUGCUACAUUCAAUAAUUCUUUUUUCAAACUUGUUAAGCCAUCCAAGAAAAAUGGAAAUGCUGCACCUGGUGUAUCCUCUGUAAAUACAACGUAAAUAGAUCGCUAGCAGGUUUGACUUAGGUCAUGUACAAUAAACAUAGUAGUUGUAAAAUUAACUUGUCUUUGUUGGUUAAUUUUAUUUAUGGAAUAGAUAACUGCGGCUUUGUUAUUGCAUAGCCCGAUUCUCAAGUGUUUUUGGGAUAAUUCAAAUGUGUCCACGUUGGCCUUGCAUAUACUUCUGAGUUCUCCCAAACUCUCUUAUGUUUGCUUCAGGCUAUGCCAACGAGGAUGUGCAACAAUUAUUAUGAAAGGAUAUGUAGUUCGCACUAUUUCUUACCCGGGAAGCUCAGUUGGAAGUUGUUGCAAUUUGAUACACAAUCAGCCUGCUAGGAUCGACAUUGCUGAGUUCUCCAUAAUGUAGAAUACAUGUAGUAAUAACAUGUUAUCAUCCAUCGCUUGAGUAACUACUCAUCGCAACAAUAUACAUUUACUUGUAAGCAAUAGGGCUUGAAGUGGUCCCAAAAAUUUGCAUUAAUUAUUAAAUUUGUGGAAGAACCUAGUAAGGUAGGUCAGUUGUGAUGUAAUUUUUUUCAAUGGGUAUUAUGAAUAAAUAUUUUAAAGUCAAAUGCUUUACAUGUAAAUUGUAAUUUUUGCAAACUUUUGGUCUAAAUGGCAGUUCUUUUACUUUCAACACGAUAUUGAUCGUUAUUGUACAUUGUAUUAGAUAUUACUGCAUGUAGGUACUGCUUUAUAUUUUUCCAAGUCUUGUAGUACGUUAUUUUGGCGAGCAUGAAAUACAAAUGACAAGUAUUAAUGUAUGGUGAUACUAAAGUCAAACUUUGAACAGUGGGAAAACUUAGAGGACAUCAUGAAACCUCUUAGACCCGUAUCCUGGUAAUCCUGCGUUAUUUGUACUUAUCUGAGUGUAGUUAUCUUCUUGCUGUAAGUGCCAGUGGUCACUUGAAAGCUUCAAAACUCCCAUAAGCCCUUCAUUCAGAGCGUUAAUUAAUUCAGUGCUUUUGCCAGACCAUCUCUUGAUAUAAGAAGUGGAGAAAUAUCCCACCUCACCCCCUCCCCGCUCUGUAAAAGCAUCAACCGUUAAACGUUUGGGAAGAAAUAUGGUUUUUAAGUGACCACUAAUCACUACGUACUUAAACAUCCACUAUUCGUAGCUGAUUAGAUCAUUUUUUUUCUAAAGCAAUGACUUGUCAUAUUGACGUGCACUUCGCAAGGUAGGGUUCAAUCAUUGCUGAUUAGUUUGGGUGCACUUAUCUUUCCAUUGGCAGAACUUUCCAACCAUGUUUGUUCAAAUUUGUGGAAAGGUAGGGCCACGUUAUCCAGGUUUGGCAAUCUUUAAACUUUAUCUGUAAAAUCAGUUUUGAUGAAAUUGGUCUAAUUUAAUAAAAGUAAACAUUCAAAG